AGUCCGAUCCUUUCUUCUCAUCGUCAACAAUUCAAUAUCCUUUACUUGUGAAGAUAACGCGAACGCAAACAUCUAAGUGAGUACAUGUGCAUAAGAAAAAGAAGCAAUUAAGCAUAACACUCUUCAAAUCUCAAUCAAUCUCCCGCCGGUUUGACAGCGAACGAGAGAGAGAGAGAGAGAGAGAGAGAGGAAGCGAUGAGUUUCGAGGAGUUCGACGACUGGGACGAGACGUUCCUGGAUCAAGCUAUUCGUGUGGAAGAAGGUCUCAUGGCCAUGUCUUCCACAAACCCUACUCAGAACUACCAGGACCACCAUCACCACCACCACCACCACCAGCAGCUGUCUCAGCUCAGUACGGUGGCUUUCGAUCCACCACCAUUUUACCCUGCUCACCAAGAUUUCUUGAGCUUCUCCCCUCCUCGAGAGUUCUCUCAGAGGCUUCCGGACCAACAUCACCUCCAACCCUCAGCCAUUACCAAAACCACAUCAGUCGUUGCUCCUCAGUCUCCUGCUGCUCUUCGGGCUGCGAAGGAGAAAGAUUUCGAAAUCAACAGAUUGAAGAGAGAACUGGGGCGUGUUUCGAAGCAGCUAGCUAACUUGGAACAAGAAUGUGUGGAGCUUCAGAAGGACAGGGAUAAAAAAGAAAAGCAGCUUAAUUCUCUUGUUUCACAGAUUGAGGCAAAGGAUGCUGAGAUUGACCAUUUGAAGAGCACAAAUGUGGAAUGUGGAGCUCCUGUUGAGGACAAUCCUCGCAUUUCUUUACAAUAUCACUCUGCAAAUUCUUCAAUUGACUUAAAUGGUCAUCGGAUCAUUAAUGCACAAAUGAGCUGUAAAGCUGUAGGAGUCCAGACAGAGACAUUUGAUGCUUGUACUCCUCAUCUGAUGUUUGGUAGGCAUCAUGAUCUUUCAAGCAAGUUGUGUUCCAUCUGGGAUACUGCGAAUGAGCAAGGAUCAGGAAGAAACCUGCUCUCUAGGUUGUUUUCAACAUGCUCAGAAGACCUUCACAUCCUUUUUAGUUGCACGGGCAUGAACUUGUCCUCCAAAUUAACUCAGGAAACUCUAGUAGAUAAAAGCUUCUUUGAUACUGCCUUACAUGAUUCUAUCAAGUCUGCUCAAUCCAUUGAAGCUGCAAAAGUGUCUUGGUUCUAUUCAAUGUUAGCAAAGCUCAGCAAUAGGUUGGUGCAUUUGGAUUCUGUAUAUGAAGCACUACUAGACCUCUGUGUUCUUCGAAAUGCUGUUAUUGGACAUAGAUCUCUGCACAUCUUACACGUUCUCUUGCAAUACAUGUUGAAAUCAGACAGAUAUGAUGGAAGGGACAAUGUUAUGGUUGAAGGCAUGCAUCGUAUGAAUAUUUUGGAGCCCUGUGUAUCCGGGAGGGUGGAUGGUGGAGGCCAGUUUGGUGAAAAAGGGGAUGAAACUUUCUUUUCAAAUUAUAUCUCAUCUAGUACAAGAUUAUUCAAUGUUGAAACUCUAUACAAGGAGCAUGAAAAUCCUGCCAAUGCCACGUUUCUUUCACGUAUAAACUGGGUUUCACUCUUUGGGCUGAUGCAUCAGAUUGCUAUGGAGAACACAGAAGAAUGUAUACGAGUGGAAGCAAUAUCUAUCAUGAACCUGGUUCUUAUGAGAAGUAAUCCAUAUUUAGAAAGAGAAAAGUUUGGUUUUGAAAAGCUGUUUGAAAGUUUGCCACGGUUGCUGAGGAAGGAAGCUGGAUUUUGUGUGCAAAAGCAAGCUCUGCGGCUUCUAUUUCUUCUCUUAAAUUGUCCAAACCUUUUGAUGAUGUUCUGUUCUGCUUGUAAAGACAACGAUGGUGCUGGAUCACCAGUUUAUGGUACAAAAGAUGCUUCAGCUUUUCAAGGAUUUAGUAGUAUCCUGGACGGCUUGAGUGAUUGCUUAACAUGCAGUGGAAAUGGUGAACAGGAGCUAAAGCUUCGUAGGCGUGCUGUCAUCAUUUUGGCUUUCAUUGCAUCUUCUGGAAAAUUAGGCUUUGAAAUCCUGUUGGGUUCAGGAAUGUCCAGAAGGAUCAAUUUUUUAGAGUUGAUUAUUCGAGUUUUGGCAUCAGAGUUGGACUCAGAGGAAUCAGAAUCAACUGAACUAUCAGAAAUCUGCAGAGAGAGGACCUUGUUCGUGCGGGAAGCACUGAUUCUUCUGAAUAGACUGGCAUCAAGUCCUGCUUACUCAGCAGCCGUCCUAGGAGCACUAACAAGCAGUAGAGACGUGACAAGCUUGACCAUAAAUGUUGUAAACAGGAAGUCGCGGCAAAGCUGGGGUUUCCAAAAAUAUGAUGUUGAUGGCACAAAAAAGAAAGUGCAGGUGGAGGCUGAAAUUGCCGAUUUAGCUCGGGUGUUCAAGUCGAGAGUUUUCAACUAUAUGGGGGACAACAUUUCGUGAUUACAUCCGCACAUUUCUUUUAUUUCUUCAACAGAUUACUAAUGAAUGAACGCUUCCAGUCGCAAUAACCGCGGCAACCAAAUACCUAUGGCAAAAUACUUCUGUCUCAGAGGUGAGAAAGUGAAGCAUCAAAUUGGUACUUGGUAGCAAGGGACCCUUCAUCAUCAGGAGAUUCUCGAUAGGUGAUAUUAGUGACAAUAAUGAUGGAUCAUGGUGGGGCGCAUUUCCUCAUUUUUGAGUUUGUGAGAGUAUUGGGUCCCUUCUGUAAUUUUGGAAUUGUAUAUAAAAUUUUAUUAUUAUUUUUUAUCUCAUGCGGCAUUCCAAUUUUUUAUUUGCUUCAUCCCUACAUUUUUUUUAAUGAGGGCAGAAGUGACCAAGAGAAGGCCAACCCCAAUAUUUUCUUUUUUCUCUUUUCUGCAGUCUGGACAACUGAACUGCCUUGUAGUUUUAGUAGUUGCCAGAGUACCAAAUGUUAUUUGGCAUUGUUCCAAGUA
Messenger RNA from Nelumbo nucifera (sacred lotus), 2882 nucleotides. It is a transcript of the gene SUV2, whose product is annotated as protein dimerization. Lineage: Eukaryota; Viridiplantae; Streptophyta; Magnoliopsida; Proteales; Nelumbonaceae. The record is from RefSeq and is a predicted model, not a curated record. Gene Ontology annotation, biological process: DNA damage response.